Messenger RNA from Linderina pennispora, 1883 nucleotides. RefSeq lists its product as uncharacterized. The record is from RefSeq and is a predicted model, not a curated record. Gene Ontology annotation, biological process: DNA-templated transcription. Gene Ontology annotation, cellular component: nucleus. Bases 135 to 1883 code for a protein of 582 amino acids. Lineage: Eukaryota; Fungi; Kickxellomycota; Kickxellomycetes; Kickxellales; Kickxellaceae. The transcript has 8 exons. Gene Ontology annotation, molecular function: zinc ion binding; DNA binding.
GCACGGAAAGGCGCCUCGACGGCAGCGACGCACACAAGCAUGCAACUUUUGCCAUGCCAAGCGCGCGCGCUGCGAGGGCGGGAGUGCCGUGCAACAACUGCAUUACCCAGGAUGUUCGAUGCGAGUGGCGAAAGAUGAAGCGGCGUGGUCCUAAGCCGAGGAAGGGCAAGCCGGGGGUCGUCGUUCCCAGCCAGUCUGCUGAAAAGAAGGCCCCGUCGGCAGCCGACAUCUCCAAUCUGCUGCUCAGCGACCAUCGCGUGGCAAUCGUAACCCACCUCUCGCCAAAACAAGAUGCUUUGGAGUUGCCCGAGACUACCAGUGCACAUGCUAGCACGCUGAGCUUUGAGGUAUCAUCUGUCGGCGAUCUACUGGACCAGUUCUACUCCGACAAGGUCUGUGCAGAGACCCGCGAAGCAAUUAUCACAUUCUUUGACAUACACUAUGCCAAGCUACCCAUCUUUCAUCCAUCCACUCUCAUCCCACUGAGUUCAUACAACAUGUCGGGCUACACCAUCGACACCGAGAAGCUGGUGACAAGCGUCAAAUCCCGCAUCUUGCUGUGCAUGGAUGAGGAGCCGUCGCUCGAAGUCAUGCAGGCCAUGGUGGUUAUGUCGCUGCUUGAAAUAUUCAGGGAGCGCCAUUAUUCGCUUGCAGCGCUGCUGAACGCGACCAUUGGGCUCAUCAUCCAGCUCAAGUGGAAUGAGAUUGACCUGUACAAGACCAAAAAGCCAGAGACAUGGGCCGAGUGGGUCGAGAUGGAAACCAAGCGCCGUGUGUUUUGGGCUGUCUUCCAGUUCGACAACCUGGUGUCCAUUACUGAUGGCGGGCAUUCAACGAGUAUUCCAGAGUCCGUCAUAUUCGUGCGUGCGCCGUGCAUGGACACUGAGUGGAACGAUAUCGACUUUGCAGACUACACGCCCAAAUGUAGGCAGCCAGCAGAGGAUACAGAACCUACAGACUUGGUCCUGCUGACAGAGACCCGCACCGUUGUCAGCGGUGCCAUCUGGGCUCCAAACAACUGUCGCAUCGUCCGCUUCCUCUGGGAUGCCAAGACAGGGGUAUACGACCGAGACAAGUACGGGCUUUCAGAGCGGCCGUUCCCAGCAGCCAACUUUCUGGAAAAGCUGCCCAGCAAGGGAAUACUGGCUUACCCGAUCCGCCGCAAAGCACGGCUCAUCUCGGAGUACCCAGAGUUUCAGAAGUACUCGGACCGCCUGUGCACGUUCUAUACGCAGUUCAUGGACAGGGCGUCAGAAGAAGGCUGCCUCCGGAACACCAUGUAUGGCCAGUUCCCGGUGCGUGUUCGGUACUUGGUACUGCAGUGCUUUGUCUGCGCCUCAUUCUUCGCCGAGUUCGAUUGCCCGCCCGAAAUGCAGCCCGAGAGCAUGAGCCCUGAUGACUUGAGAAAGCGUCUGCUGCUCAAGAAGCGGUUCGGUGCAACCUGGAGCCAGAGCCUGCUGGCUAACGACAUUGAGCCCGAGUCAUGGAAGGUGUGUGUCGAAUAUGCACACAAGCUUGCGCGAUUCAUCGAGCGCAACAGCGAUCUUCCGCACACCCGCAUCACAUAUGCGUCCGCACAGUGCCUGUUUAUUGUAUCGAGCGUGCUGUUGCGACAGAUAAACAUAUGCAAGACUGCACUUGGGACCGGCAGGGACUCCCAAAUGUCUCUGGAAGAGUGGCAGGAGGAGCUAGAGCGGUGCGUUGAGGAAACACGGGUGCUGUGGAGGAAACUACAGGGCUUCAACCUGAUAUGGACGACAACCGACAUGACCGACAUGCUGCUAUCAAUGGAUAUUGCAAAAGCGACCACCACAACGGAGCCAGUUGCUAAUGUUCUUGAAAAGUUCAGGCACGCAUGGCUGACGCCACCACGAUGUGUAUGA